This is a messenger RNA of Drosophila kikkawai, 2348 nucleotides long. RefSeq names its product sodium-coupled monocarboxylate transporter 1-like. Gene Ontology annotation, molecular function: symporter activity. Gene Ontology annotation, biological process: transmembrane transport; sodium ion transport. The record is from RefSeq and is a predicted model, not a curated record. Gene Ontology annotation, cellular component: membrane. Lineage: Eukaryota; Metazoa; Arthropoda; Insecta; Diptera; Drosophilidae.
AUUUGGGUUCAGUUAGUCUAGCGAUCGGUUGUGUUUUGUGUUUAUUGUUUUGCCGGUAUGCACGUGGUAAUUUUUUACAAUUAUAAUCGAAUGAAGUGAAUGUACUAUUGCUACUUACUUUGGAUAGUGGAGAGUUCGCUCGAGCAGGUGUAAAACUUGCCUUUGGGUCUCUCAUCCACCUUUUCAGACUACAGCCUAAGUCUCUGGUUUCCAAAAGCUUGAGUAUUCUGAUAAACCUCUCAGUGAACAAGUGGUUUUCUCGGACAACAAAUUCAAUUUCAGGAGAUAAAGAGCUUUCACCAUUAGUCUGGAAGACGUCGUUAGAAAUGGACAGCUUCAGGUUUGGCAUUGUCGACUAUGUCGUGUUCCUUGGCACUACCAUUUUAUCCAUUGGUAUAGGAGUGUAUUACGGUUGGAUAAAAAAAACCAAGAGAAAUACGGAAACAUGUACUCCAAGUGCUCCUUCAGGAAUAAAAUCAAAGCGGGAUUUGGGUUCAGAAAAGAUGAACGAAUAUCUGAUGGGAUCCCGCAAUCUGAAAGUGCUUCCCGUAGCUAUGAGUCUAAUAGCCAGCUAUAUUUCGGGCGUUUCAAUUCUUGGCACUCCUUCAGAAAUCUAUAAUUACGGCACACAGUAUUGUCUUAUUGUCAUACCAAUUAUUGUCCAUGGACUGAUUGUCUCAUAUGUCUAUUUGCCAGUGUAUUCCACUCUUCAGGUUGGCUCAUCGUUCGAGUACCUAGAGAUGCGUUUCCAUUCGAGUAUACGAAGCAUAGCCUCUAUUAUUUUCGUGUCAAAUGUGGCUUUAUAUUUACCCUUUCUGGUCUAUUUACCUGCUUUGGCUUUAAAUCAGGUAUCAGGCCUUGAUAUGUAUCUUAUAGAAGUAUUGAUUAUUGUGGUGUGUGUUAUAUACACGAUAUUGGGCGGUCUUAAGGCUGUGGUACACACAGAUGUCUGGCAGGUGUUGAUCAUGUUUAUCUCAGUCGUGGUUGUGGCUAUUCUGGCCACUUGCUACAUCGAGGACUUUGAGGCGUUUUGGCAAGGUUUAGAGCAGGGAGGACGACUUAUAAUUGCCAACAUUAGUCCCUCCCCUUACGACCGUCAAACAGUUUGGAGCGUUCUCAUCGGUGGCCUAUUUUACUGGACUUCAACGAAUGCUAUAUCCCCCACGAUGGUACAUCGGUACAUGUCCCUUCCCUCGCUCAACAAGGCCAGAGCAGCCAUCGGCAUAUUCAGCGUUGGAUCUGCUCUCUUUAUCAUUAUUCUUUGCUUCUUGGGAGUGUUGAUUUUUCACACAUUCCACGACUGCGAUCCAUUGAGUGCUGGAAUGAUCCUGGAUGAUGAUCAACUGAUGCCCCUCUUUGUGAUCAAGGUUGCUGGUCAUAUCUAUGGCAUGCCUGGUCUCUUUAUAGCCGGAAUAUUUGGAGCUGGCCUAAGUUCCCUGUCGGUGUACUUCAACUCCACAUCGCUAGUGUUCCUUGAGGAUAUAGUGCGUGGCUGCUUUAAAAUGCAACCCGGCGAAAGAGCCUCCACAAUUUUAGUGAAAUCCAGCAUUGUUGUCCUGGGUGUCCUGGCUUUUGCUCUAAUCUUCCUCCUCGAGCAGGCAAGUGGCGUCUUGAGCAUCUGGACCUCAGUGGCAGCCAUUGCAUCGGGAGCUACAUUUGGAAUUUUCACCCUGGGAAUGCUGGUUCCUUGGGCAAACACCAUAGGCACAGCAGUGGGAGCAAUUGCCGGGUUCCUCCUUUCAGGAUGGAUAACUUUUGGAAUGCAGAUCACAGCCGCAGCAGGACAACUAAACUCCCAGAAGCUUCCCGUUUCCGUGCAGGGUUGUACGGGCAAUGUGACGCUUCCAGAAAGUAUUUGGAAGGACGAGGAUCAGGUGUUUCCUCUGUACCGGUUGUCCUAUCUUUGGGUGACCCCCAUCGGAGUGCUUACGUCCAUCGUGGUGGGCUCUCUGGUCUCCCUGGUGACCAAACCCACAGAUAUGAAGUCUGUUAAUCCAGAUUUAAUAUCCCCAGUGAUUCACAGAUUCCUUCCAAAGGACUGCUUUAAACGUUUCAAUAAUGCUGAGGGGCGCGCUGAUCUUGAUAAUAGGAUAUAAAAUAUUUGUUUCUUUCGUACUAUUUCACUUUGUUAUUUUGAUUAAUUAUAUGUUAGCCUGAUUCCGUUUAUAUUUUUUUCUUAAUUCAUUAAAGCCUGCACCGAAAUACUAAAAGCUAAAAGAAUGAAGAUAGUUUUUAUAUUCAUUCUAUGAAUUUUCCAGACUGAGAAGUAAAUAUUAAAGACCUUUAAAAUUGAGUUUUAUAAAAAGUGCACGGUUUUGGAAAUGUCGUUGAUAAAGUCAUAGCCCCCA